ACGAAACAAGCUUGAUUCGGUCCCGGAGCUGAGAGUUUUGCUCGAUCGCCUCGCUAAGACUUCUUAACGUUUCUUCAGCAGAAUGGCUUUUCGAUUUUCUGGCGCUCUCGGGCCGUUGCCCCAGCGACCUUUCUCAACCCUCUCCGUGGGGCUCACUUUCACAGCCUUGGCAGUUCUGACAGGCGUAUCGUGCGAAGAUGAUUUGCCUUUCUCGCGGAGACCCGAUCUUUCUAGCCUAAAGCUGGAACUGGUGGAGGGCGAUAUGGCCGUGCCAGCGAGUCUGUUUCGCAAGGGCGUUCGACCUGCAGCGAUGGCCUUGGCUCAGCGUUGGAGGAACGGUCUCGUCAACUAUGCUUAUCACAAAUCGGCGGAGGCGAAACACAGGGAAGUCAUAGAAGCAGGUAUAAAACACUGGGAGGAGAACUCGUGCCUGUCGUUCAACUUGAUGAAUCAGACUUCGUUUGCGCCCACCACAACUCAUCAUAUUCGCUUCCGGACAGAUAAAGAUGGAUGCUGGUCGCUCGUGGGGAGUACGUCUUUCGUGAGUACUCUGCAAAACAUCCAGGACCUGGAUUUCUCGGGGAUAUCUUACCAGGACAUCAAUCUGCAGGACCCGGGAUGCGUGCGGGUGGGAACCGUCGUCCACGAGAUCGGUCACGCCAUCGGCUUCUUCCACGAGCAGUCACGGAGCGAUCGCGACGACCACAUCACCGUUCUGUUCGAGAACAUGGAUCCGCAGAUGAGAUCCCAAUUCGAGAAGCAGGACGACAUGAACUUCACUGUUCAGUACGACUUCUCGUCGGUGAUGCAGUACCCCCAAUGGGCGUUCAGCAAAGACGUUCACGAGCUGAACACCAUAAUCACGAAAGAUCCCUUCAUGCAGCUGAGUCUCGGAGGGGACGUUCUCACGUUCCGGGACAAGAAGCUCGCCAACGCGAUGUACAACUGCGACGCGGGUUGCUCGAAUCGAGAUAGUUUGAAGUGCGAAAAUGGUGGAUUUUUAUUCGCGCGCUAUCGGGAAAAACGGGAAUGUUCUUGUACGUGCCCGCCGAAUACAUCUGGAGAGCGCUGCGAGACGGUCACGCGGGAAAACUACUACGAUCAUCCCAAAUGUGGAGGGACCGUCACGACUGAGGGCACUAUCGAGACUCAACGUAUCGACGAGCCAUGCAUCUUCUGGAUUCAGGCUCCCGAAGGCAAGAGGGUAUCGCUCAAAUUCGACGAGUUCGAUUAUCCGGAAAGGAGGAAAUCGGGCCGCAGUUCCAAAUUGAAAUGUCGUGCGACCAGACUCGAAAUGCGUCUCAAAGACACCGUUCACGGUCAAAUGUAUUGCGGCGACGAGCUCGCCGGGAAAGAAUUCAAGUCGGACACGAGAGACCUCAUUCUCAUAUCGAGCAGGCUGGCACAGGAGUCCUCAUCGGGUUUCAAGGGCACCGUGACUUUCGAAUGA
Messenger RNA from Galendromus occidentalis (western predatory mite), 1450 nucleotides. Its product is annotated as blastula protease 10. Gene Ontology annotation, molecular function: zinc ion binding; metalloendopeptidase activity. Lineage: Eukaryota; Metazoa; Arthropoda; Arachnida; Mesostigmata; Phytoseiidae. The transcript has 9 exons. The coding region runs from base 83 to 1450 and encodes 455 amino acids. The record is from RefSeq and is a predicted model, not a curated record. Gene Ontology annotation, biological process: proteolysis.